Molecule: messenger RNA, 1683 nt
Organism: Penicillium soppii
Lineage: Eukaryota; Fungi; Ascomycota; Eurotiomycetes; Eurotiales; Aspergillaceae
Product: MDR family MFS transporter
Exons: 3
Coding region: 1-1683 (560 amino acids)
Biological process (GO): transmembrane transport
Molecular function (GO): transmembrane transporter activity
Source: RefSeq, a predicted model, not a curated record
AUGUUUGGAAAGGAGAAUGAUAUGGAGAAGGACAUGUCCACUGUGACAAUUCCUACCUCUUACUCAAGUGACGAAGCCAAGAAUAAUGCCUUGGACAGCAGCAGCAGCGGUCAUGAAAGUGACUCUGUUGAGAAAGUGGAGGAUGACUAUCCCAAGGGAUUGCGGCUGUUUUUCAUUGUGAUCGCGUUGGUUAUCAGCAUGUUUCUACUUUCGCUUGAUAUGACCAUCAUCGCCACAGCCAUCCCACGUAUCACCGACCAGUUUCAUAGCACUGGAGACAUCGCUUGGUAUGGUUCCGCCUUUUUCAUGACCCUGGGAGGAUUCCAGUCAAUGUGGGGAAAGAUCUACAAGUUCUUCUCGCUGAAGAUUUCAUUCCUUGCCGCCAUCAUCAUAUUUGAAGUUGGCUCUCUGAUCUGCGGAGUUGCGCCUAGCUCGAACGCUCUGAUUGUCGGACGUGCUAUUGCAGGCGUGGGAGCUGCUGGCUGCUCAUCCGGAGCAUACACCAUUCUCGGAUACGCAGCAGAGCCCGCCAAACGGCCGAUGUUCACCGGCAUCAUUGGAGCAUCCUAUGGCAUCGCAUCUGUCAUUGGUCCUUUGAUCGGCGGCGCUUUCAGUGGUAGUGUCUCUUGGAGAUGGUGCUUCUACAUUAACCUGCCUAUUGGCGGUGUAUCAGCCUUCAUAAUCCUCUUCUUUUUCCAGAACCCAGCUGCCGCCAAGCCAAUCGACAUUCCCUUCCGCGAGAAGCUGCUACAGAUGGACCCUCUUGGUGUAGCUAUGGUUAUGGGCGGUAUCAUCUGUUACAUUUUGGCCCUGCAGUAUGGUGGACAGACACACUCUUGGAGCUCAUCUCUCGUCAUCGGACUUUUAGUCGGAUUCGUCGUCAUCUUCGCUGCCUUCGGAGUAUGGGAGUUCAUGCAGGGGGAUCGCGCUAUGGUACCUGGUCGGUUGAUCAAGCAACGCACGAACCUCGUUUCUUGUGUAUAUUGGUUCUUCUUCGGUGGUGGUUACUACAUCCUGAUCUACUACCUCCCCAUCUACUUCCAGAGUAUUGAUGAUGUCAGUCCAGUGCAGUCUGGUGUGCGAAACUUACCUUUGAUCCUCGCUGUGAUGGUGGCAACCAUUGCUUCCGGCGGUGCUAUCACUGCCACCGGUCUGGCAACUCCUAUCCAAGUCGUGGGCAGUCUAUUUGCUGUUGUUGCUACAGGCCUGCUCUAUACUCUGGAUAUUGGCAGUCCAAGUGGCAAGUGGAUCGGUUUCCAGAUCUUGGCUGGUAUUGGCUACGGUCUCGCUUUCCAAAUUCCCAUGAUUGUGGGACAAGCCACAGCGAGUGCCGGGGAUCUGCCAGAAGUUACUGCCAUCAUUCUUUUCUUCCAAACCGUCGGUGCCGCCAUGGCUGUCUCCGCCGCGCAAUCUGCCUUCUUCAACCAGAUGCUCAUCAAAAUCACCACAUCUGCUCCAUCGGUCGACCGGACCUUGCUUAUGAUGGUGGGUGCCACAGAUCUCCGAGCAAACUUCACAGCGGAGCAAAUGCCUGGCGUGUUGAUUGCCUACAUGAGCGGCCUGAAGACAGUAUUUGCCUUGGCAAUCGCUGUAACUGGAGUUGCAUUAUUGAUCACAGCACUUGCUUCAAAGUGGCAGAGACUGGACACCGAAGCUAUCAAGAACGGAGGAGCUGCGGCAUAA